AUGGUAGUCAGAAUUGGAAUCAACGGUUACGGACGCAUCGGACGUCUCGUGCACAGGGCUUCCCUUGCUCUUGACACGGUCGAGGUUGUCCACGUCAACGACCCCUUCAUGACCCCCGAUUACCUCAAGUACCUGUUCAAGUACGACUCGGUUCACGGCGGACUCGCCCAUGAUCUGAGCGUCACCGAAGAUACUCUCACAGUCGACGGCAAGAAGGUCAAGUUGACGUUCGAGAGGGACCCUGCCGCCAUCCCCUGGGGCAAGCACGACGUCGACGUCGUCGCCGAGUGCUCGGGCGUCUUCACCUCUACUGAGAAGGCGAAGCUGCACCUCGAGGGCGGCGCCAAGCUCGUCAUCAUCUCCGCUCCGACCAGCGACUCCACGCCCAUGUACGUCUUCGGCGUGAACCACACGAGCUACGAUAAGUCGGUGCGCGUGAUGUCGAACGCCAGCUGCACCACCAACUGCCUAGCGCCCCUCGCCAAGGUCGUGAACGACAAGUUCGGCAUCGUCGAGGGCCUCAUGACCACGGUCCACGCAGUCACUGCAAACCAGCUGACCGUCGACGGCGCGUCCCGCGGCGGCAAGGACUGGCGCGCUGGCCGCUGUGCGGGCGUUAACAUCAUCCCCGCAACCACCGGUGCCGCCAAGGCCGUCGGCAAGGUCAUUCCGGAGCUGAACGGAAAGCUCACCGGCAUGGCCUUCAGGGUCCCCGUGGCCGACGUCAGUGUGGUCGACCUCACCGUCAAGUUGGCCAAGCCAACCAAGUACGAGGAGCUCGUCGCCGCCGUCAAGGAGGCCGCCGACGGCCCACUCAAGGGCAUUCUGGGCUACGUCGACGAGGAGGUCGUCUCCACCGACUUCGUCGACGACAAGCGCUCGAGCAUCUUCGACGUCAAGGCCGGCAUACCGCUCAACGACACCUUUGUCAAGUUGGUCAGCUGGUACGACAACGAGUGGGGAUACUCGAACCGUCUGCUCGACCUCGCAAGCUACGUUUUCAAGAAGUACUCGUCCUAA
Theileria orientalis strain Shintoku is the source of this 1020-nucleotide messenger RNA. Its product is annotated as glyceraldehyde-3-phosphate dehydrogenase. The record is from RefSeq and is a predicted model, not a curated record. Gene Ontology annotation, molecular function: NAD binding; oxidoreductase activity, acting on the aldehyde or oxo group of donors, NAD or NADP as acceptor; NADP binding. NCBI's taxonomy places the organism in Eukaryota, Apicomplexa, Aconoidasida, Piroplasmida, Theileriidae. The transcript has a single exon. Gene Ontology annotation, biological process: glucose metabolic process. The coding region runs from base 1 to 1020 and encodes 339 amino acids.